Molecule: messenger RNA, 762 nt
Organism: Nicotiana attenuata
Lineage: Eukaryota; Viridiplantae; Streptophyta; Magnoliopsida; Solanales; Solanaceae
Exons: 3
Coding region: 1-762 (253 amino acids)
Source: RefSeq, a predicted model, not a curated record
AUGGUAACUGUGAGAACUGUCUUGAGCAUAGCAGCCUCAAAGGGAUGGAUCCUCUAUCAGAUGGAUGCCAAUAAUGCGUUACUCCAAGGGGAUCUUUAUGAAGAAGUUUACAUGAUGAAUAUUAAACUCACAGAUGCCUUAGUGGGAGCAGGGUAUCAACAGAGCGCAUAUGAUCAUUCUUUACUCACCAAACAGACAUCACAUGACAUUGUGAUUAUAUUGGUGUAUGUUGAUGAUCUCUUGAUUACAAGCAGUAAUAUUUCCUUAGUAGAAGACGCCAAAAACACAUUGCAUAACAGCUUUAAGGUAAAGGAUUUGGGUGAGCUCAGAUAUUUUUUGGGGAUUGAGGUGAUGAGAUCAGAUCAAGGAAUAUUGUUGAACCAACGAAAAUAUGCACUGGAGUUAAUCUCUUCCACAGUCUUGGCUGCUGCUAAACCCACAUCUACCCCUAUUAAGUUAAAUCAGAAAUUGACCACUAUAGAGUAUGACAAACAUGUUGGGCACAAUGGUGAUGAAGAGUUGCAAGAUGUGGGGAGAUACCAAAGACUAGUAGGGCAGUACAUUAAGGGGUCACCUGGUCUUGGCAUUUUCCUCAAGAAGGGUCCUAUCACCCACCUUUCUGCCUUCUAUGAUUCAGACUGGGCAGCUUGCCCAAACACACGAAGGUCGAUCACUGGAUAUGUUUUUAAGCUUGGGGAUUCCUUGUUGUCAUGGAAGUCAAAGAAGCAGCAGAUAGUGAGUCGUAGCUCAGCUGAAGCUUAA